AUGAACCAACCAAUUUCCAUGGAGCUGUUGAUGCAGCGCAUCAACGAACACAUCCAAGUAGAGGAUGAUGCGACCGUAGCCACAGUGAAGACGAAUCUGGUGGCAACGGACAAAAGGGUGUUUAGAAUAGUCCACACGGUUGGACAGGAGACAAACCGUCCAAGUGACUGCGUAAGACAAUUAGACCAUGGUCCGGAUCGUAGAAGUCGGGGUAAAGGUUGCCACAAUAACCGAGUUGAUUAUCCACGCGAUGCCUCGACAGAUGCGAAUAUAAAGUUGAACGCUCGAACAGGCGUCACCACGGUUUUUAAAAUCCCAAUUUACCGAAUACUAAGCGAAAUCCACAAUGAGGUGUACGUCCGGUUUUCGACCAAGUUGGGUGAUGCGCAAAAAAACUUCAAUCCGCGGUAUCGCUGCACCUUUUAUAGUGAGCGAGGGCAUCGAACGGAGGACUAUUUAUCCCUGAAACAACACUUGGAAAAGCUGGUUGCUGCUGGACACUUGGACCGUUACAUUGAUGGGGGCAGCAAAGCCGCGCACCAUGCUGCAACUGAGCCAAGUGGUUUGGCUACCCUAGAAGCACCCCUCCAAGGAGUGGUCAAUGUGAUCCAUGGUAUCAUUGAGUCGACGCGGGUAUGCGAGCUCCAUGGGAUGAUAAAAAAAGCAGAACAUACGAGGGAAGUCCUGUCAGUCCAGCCCGCGGUCAAAAGGGGCAAGACUGAGGAAAAAAAUGUGCUCAGCUUCUCAAGCAGGGAUCUUGAGCACAUUCAAACGCCGCACAAUGACGCACUGGUGGUCACUCUCCGCAUCAGGGACUUUGAUGUUAAGCACAUUUUGAUUGAUCAAGGUAGCUCGGUCGAGAUCAUGUACUACGACGCCUUCAAGCAACUCAAACUCAGGGACACAGAUUUGGCUCCGGCAACUUCGCCACUAGUUGGUUUCGACUCACAACCGAAGUGGCCUAUGGGAAAGAUAAUCCUACCGGUCAAAGCCAGACUCGUGGUCAAGCAGGUGGAAUUCUAA
Messenger RNA from Camellia sinensis, 1023 nucleotides. RefSeq lists its product as uncharacterized. The record is from RefSeq and is a predicted model, not a curated record. NCBI's taxonomy places the organism in Eukaryota, Viridiplantae, Streptophyta, Magnoliopsida, Ericales, Theaceae.